Myotis brandtii (Brandt's bat) is the source of this 1187-nucleotide messenger RNA. Its product is annotated as tumor necrosis factor receptor superfamily member 14. Bases 134 to 874 code for a protein of 246 amino acids. The transcript is spliced from 5 exons. Gene Ontology annotation, molecular function: protein binding. Lineage: Eukaryota; Metazoa; Chordata; Mammalia; Chiroptera; Vespertilionidae. The record is from RefSeq and is a predicted model, not a curated record. Gene Ontology annotation, cellular component: external side of plasma membrane. Gene Ontology annotation, biological process: negative regulation of alpha-beta T cell proliferation; defense response to Gram-positive bacterium; defense response to Gram-negative bacterium.
CCCCCCUGCAGGGCAUGGCCCAUUACCCGGAGGGUCAGACUGAGGCCCAGGCAGCUGCUCUGGUCCAACGCCCCCUCAUCUCCCUUAGGCUCUGAGCCUCCUCCUUCUGACAGCCCCGCCCUGCGCACUGGCGAUGCCCUCGUGCAAAGAGGAGGAGUUCCCGACGGGGGCCAUGUGCUGCCCCAAGUGCAGGCCAGGCUACCGGGUGCAGGAGGCCUGCGGGGAGCUCAGGACCACAGUGUGUGAGCCCUGCACCCGGGGCACCUACACUGCCCACCUCAACGGCCUGCCCGAGUGUCUGCCCUGCCGCGUCUGUGACCCAGGCCUGGGCCAGGUGACCAGACGGAAGUGCUCCGCCCAGACCAACACCGUGUGCGGCUGCGGGCGCGGCCACUUCUGUGAGAAACAGGACGGGGACUCCUGCGUCCAGUGCAGGCCCCACAGGGUCUGCCGGCCGGGCCAGAGGGUGCGGGAGACAGGCACCGAGUGGCAGGGCACGCUGUGUGAAGACUGCCAGCCGGGCACCUUCUCUGCGGGGGGCACCCAGGCAGCCUGCACGCCCUGGACCAGGUGCAGUGGCCCAUUCGCCAGGGGCGACGCCUGUGGGACCAGCAGCUCAGACGUGACAUGUUCCUCCUGGGGCCCCCUCUCCAUCUGCGUUAUCAUCAGCUUCAUCAGCCUCGUCAUCUUCAUCGCUGUCAUUUCUGUGUCAGCUGUGCUCAGGGCCAUCAGGGACAGAAGGUCACGUAGUUUGCAGGAGCCCCUGGUCCCGUCAGGGCUCAGGUCCCAGCUCUCUCAUCCCAGACACCUCUCUGGCUCUGUCCCCCAAAUAGAGAGGCGGUCUGGGGUGCCCGGGGUGGGACUUCCUGUGUGAGGAGCCUGGUGCCCCCGGUGCCCACGCAGCACCAGGGCCCGAGCCCCCACCUGCCCUCAGCGGAUGGAGGAGCACAGGGAGCCGAGAACAGCGGGAGGCCCCGUCAUGCCUCCCUCCCCUGUCCCUGCCCAGAGCCCUCUGCGUGUCCAGACCCCGAGGGGGGCCCUGAGCAGAGAGAGGCUCAGGGCUGUGGGCGAGGCCGCGCCCUGUCCUCACCCGGGAGGUGCCCGGCCCAGGGCCCUGCUCUGAGCAGCGGGGGGUCCCUCCUCCUGGCUCCUGGCAGCCGCUCCCUUGGGGGGCUCAGCCCUCCCUG